This is a messenger RNA of Gambusia affinis (western mosquitofish), 858 nucleotides long. Its product is annotated as histone H3. The coding region runs from base 326 to 736 and encodes 136 amino acids. Gene Ontology annotation, cellular component: nucleosome. The transcript has a single exon. Gene Ontology annotation, molecular function: DNA binding; structural constituent of chromatin; protein heterodimerization activity. NCBI's taxonomy places the organism in Eukaryota, Metazoa, Chordata, Actinopteri, Cyprinodontiformes, Poeciliidae. The record is from RefSeq and is a predicted model, not a curated record.
AUUACAUAACUAAAUUACUGCUUUUAUUUUUAUUAAUUUUUUUCUGUGUGACUUAUAGCCAUUCCUCCAGACGGACCAACCAGAAGGUAUGGACACUAAAACGUGGAGGGAAAGUUGCGCGGACUUGUUCAAAGGAGCUUUCUCCAAUAAGCAGCCACCAAAGAGCCCGGAAGGCCGGUUCUGCAGGCGGAGCUGCAUCUGCUCACCAAUCAGGAGCUGAAAACUCAAAAAGCGACUCCGCCUUCCAGCUGCUCCUCCUUUUUAAAAACAGCGAGGCUCCGAACCGCUGCAUAUUUUCUCUCUGAGUACAGAGAAAGUUUAAAAUAUGGCAAGAACCAAGCAGACCGCGAGGAAAUCCACCGGAGGCAAAGCCCCCAGGAAGCAGCUGGCCACCAAGGCCGCCCGGAAAAGCGCUCCGGCCACCGGCGGCGUCAAGAAGCCCCACCGUUACAGGCCCGGUACCGUGGCUCUCCGGGAGAUCCGCCGCUACCAGAAAUCCACCGAGCUGCUGAUCCGCAAGUUGCCCUUCCAGCGGCUGGUCCGUGAGAUCGCGCAGGACUUUAAGACCGACCUGCGCUUCCAGAGCUCGGCCGUCAUGGCUCUGCAGGAGGCCAGCGAGGCCUACCUGGUGGGGCUCUUCGAGGACACCAACCUGUGCGCCAUCCACGCUAAGAGGGUCACCAUCAUGCCCAAAGACAUCCAGCUGGCCCGCCGCAUCCGUGGAGAGAGAGCUUAGAGGCCGCAGCAGCUCAUGCAAACACAACGGCUCUUUUAAGAGCCAAAACACACACCUAGGGACAAAGGCCUUCAUUCAGUUUUUCAAUAGGUGUACUCAACUAAAAAUUACUGCGAGUGAUA